AUGUGGCUGUCCUCAGCUCUGCUGCUUCUCAGUUUCCCAGGGUGUGCUGUCCUCUCCAUCCAAGGCCCAGCGUUGGUGAGAGGCCCAGAGAAGGGGUCAGUGACUGUGCUGUGUCGCUAUAGCUCAAGAUGGCAGAGCCACAACAAGUGGUGGUGUCGCGGAGCGGACUGGAACACUUGUAGGAUCCUCAUUCGAACCCAGGGGUCAGAGAAAGAAAAGAAGAGCGGCCGCUUGUCCAUCAGGGACAACUGGAGGGAUAACUCGCUCCUGGUUACCAUGGAGAUGCUCAAGCAAAAUGACACCGACACUUACUGGUGUGGUAUUGAACGAUUUGGAACUGACCGCGGGACCAGAGUUAAAGUGACCGUUUACUCAGUGGGAAAAGAUACCAUGUCUUCUUCUAAGCUACUUUCUGCUAUGCCCACUGUGGACAGCAGUGCAUACAUGAUGUCUUCUGACUUGCACAAGAGGACCCACUACAUACUACUGGUAUUUGUGAAGGUACCUGUCUUGCUCAUCUUGGCUGGUGUUGUCCUCUGGCUGAAGGGGUCAACUCAGAAGGUCCCUGAGGAACACUGGAGAGACACUCUUUGUAGCAGUUUGGACUCUGAACCUCUGGCCAAAGACAUUGAUCCUUAG
Messenger RNA from Onychomys torridus (southern grasshopper mouse), 639 nucleotides. It is a transcript of the gene Cd300lb, whose product is annotated as CD300 molecule like family member b. Lineage: Eukaryota; Metazoa; Chordata; Mammalia; Rodentia; Cricetidae. Gene Ontology annotation, cellular component: plasma membrane. Gene Ontology annotation, molecular function: transmembrane signaling receptor activity. The transcript has 5 exons. Bases 1 to 639 code for a protein of 212 amino acids. The record is from RefSeq and is a predicted model, not a curated record.